Messenger RNA from Durusdinium trenchii, 1487 nucleotides. The record is from the annotation of a GenBank genome assembly. Lineage: Eukaryota; Dinophyceae; Suessiales; Symbiodiniaceae.
GAAAACGUUCUGACCAGCUCCACGCUCUGACCUUCGCCGUGCUCUACAUUUGAGACAUCACACCAUGUUGAGCACUGACCAAGUCUCUCCUGAGAGGUGGGGUGCUCCCCUCGGCACCUUCGCCGAUCCCGCUGCCCUUGGGCACUUCGGCGGCUCACUCUACGAGGCAAGCCUCACCUGUUUGAAGUGCGGCAAGAGCAUCCAGAUGGAUUCGCUGUUCUGUCGAUAUUGCGGCCACAAGAAGGAUCAACCCGUAGGGGCUGAUGCCUUUGCCUUGACCAAUGGCCUCACGCCUGGCGCGCCUGAUCGCAGGCCAGAGGCUGCCAUGACUGCCCACUUCCCAACGUUGGACGCUCUGGGCCGCAGUGAGCAGCCCCGAGGGGGAGGUCUCGACAAGCCGCCCUAUAUGCCACCCAUCGAGGUGUCACAUCCCGCAGGCAGUGCGAUGGCGGCACGCCCGGGUCCUGGAGCUGCAGGACUCGUUGCAGGCAGCUUGCCCAUGACCACGGUCGUCGGCCUGGGCAGCUUGGAGUCUUAUCCUGGUCUGGAGCCUUAUCCUGGUCUGGAACCAUAUCCCACCCUUGGAGUUGACGCGAGAUCCGCUAGACAUCCCGCAGGUGAGGGUGACUCGGAAGCACGCCGUGAUCGUGAGCACACCGAGGAGGCGGCGAGGUCGUACGGCUUCCCGACUGGAGGCAGUUUCGUGGCGGAGCCUUUUCAUGAUGGUCAACCCGCCUAUUCCAGUUCCUCACGGAGGCCUCCGGAGCGAAGCAACGACGAGAGGUCUAGAGGAGUGGAAGGCCCAUCAGGUCCUCACUUGCAUGACCUGGAGAUCCGAGGCAGCUCCAUGCCGAACGGCUUUCCCGCGUACCCGGCCAGUGGGCGCGGAGACACCUACUCAGGUGGACAGAUGUCCUUCGGCCCUCCUCCAGGUGUACCAGGCGUUCCAGGAGGUGUUCUUGGAGACCCCAUGAGGUACCCCUACGCAUCUGGGGCCGCACCCACGAGCAGCGCCUAUGGCGCUCAGAGCGAUGGUCUCUAUCCUACGAGGAUGCCGCCGCCCUUACCCUCCUACGCAGGUCUGGCAGAUCCAUUGGACCCAGGCUUUGCCAUGGGACGGGGAGUAGGUGCAGGGCCGCCGCCCUUGGGCCCUGGGCCAGUUCCGCCGGGCUUUGGGCUCUAUGGGAUGCCAGGUCCACCUCCCGGUGGGUUCUUCCACUUUCCAGCCACGGGCUCCUUCGUAGCAGAUGCCUCAGUGCUGAGUGCAGGCCAUGAUGAGAAAGGCGCGCCCAAAGCAUGUGCGUCCAAGUCCGUUCAGGUCUCCCCCAUGGGCUCGCCGGUGAAUGCGCCGGACAAGCCCAAAGCCAAGUCAGCCAAGCCCAAGUCAUCGAGCGAAAAGAAGACCCGGCGAAGCUGCUGCUGAAGGCUUACUCCUGAGAGAGGACUGGAACCUCCGUCCAACCAAGACCUGUUUGACCGUCCCGACA